AUGGACAACAUUGCGUUGCCUGUGCAACUCGAUGCUUUCAUCCUCAACAAGCCGGUAGUUGAAGAAGGGGAGACGCUCAUCGCACCUAUAACUCAACCCGACUAUGUGUCACUGAGGCUGGAUGCUGCUGUCUUGCAACACGAUCUCCUGCCCGCCAUAGACCUUCAUAACGCAAAGCCGGCGACUGGGAACCCUAGGGUAUCCAAGGUCUACUCCGCUCCGUUUGAAAACCUCCAACCAGAUGUGCCUGCGCCGCAACCGGCGAGCAUUGGACUCGACCAGUCCCGGUUCGGGGUGUAUCUUCACUGGACCGUUCCUCGUGGAUAUAGAACCGGUGUUUCCAAAGACCAACCGCUGGCGGAUCGGAACGAUGCAACGCAACAAAAUGCUUCCAAAGAAGCUGCGCAACCGACCUUCAAGCAGGUUCCGGACCGAUGGCUACUUGUUCGAAUACUUCGGAAUUUCGAGCCAAAGUCUGCCAAAAUCGAGCCUGUGACAGCAUGGAUCAUCGAGUCAAAUCGCCUAAGCACGCUGGACGAACUCAGUUCCGACGUGGAUCUUGAGACAGAAGUCACUCCCUUCGUGGCCUACAACGAUGAUGCAACGACUAACCCAGACCUUCUCAACAACCAGGCUGAGAUGUACAUAGGCUACAAGACGCCGCUGCAGGGUUGGAGUGAGGAUCAAAAGGUACGUCGGGUGCCGUUGACUACGAUGAACUCGUCCAAUCCGCUCUUUGCCGACUACGCAAUCCACAACCCUAACGUGUUCUCCACUUCCGACAACUUCGCCUACGGUGAUGGCUCUCAGUUCUUGACCAGCGCUACAUGCGACUAUGUAGUUAUAGGUUGGCAUUCGACGGUCUUGAGCCCUGGAAACCCAUCGCCGCCGCCUACUGAUCCGUUGAUCGAGCUACCAGCGAUGUCCAGCCUCGACCGGAGCUUGAGAGGGCGACUACAAGCGAUGUUCUGUCAGUUACCGACUGGUGUUUCUCAUGAUGCGGCCAAUGCUCCGGAUGGAAGACGGCUCGUCUGCUACAGUGCACUCUACAACGUCAAGUAUGAUGUGACAGAGAAACCAAGCACGCCUUCCGAUACCUAUGCAAAAAACUUUACUGCGUCGACAGACAUGGAGCCGGUAUCUAUCGGUACAUCUCCGUUAGACGCCAUCCUAACCUUUCUCGAAGCCCACCAGGAUCCAUCAGAUGCCGCCUGGGAAGGCUCGUUGUUGAAUGACGUAGGCUCCAGCACAGCGAGAACCCUCCGCUCGAUGACCGAGCUACUGUACGCUUCGGAAGACACCUACGACGAACGCAUCAAGGCAGCAGAUCUGUUGUACGACCACAACUUCACCCGGUCGGGCGGUCGCUUCGUGUGGCGAUACGACAAGAAGAAGGCUUCCGUCAACGCGAACGGUCAAACCAUUGUCGAUGCAGAUCCUCCCGCAACCCCAGGCGCAGUCGAGGCAGAAGAUCUUGCAAGGCUGAACAACAUGCAGAAAAUUGCUGAUGCCAGCACCUCGAAGCUACAGCUGCUACAAUUCUCGCUGUUCGCAGAGUUCUUCAAAUUCGCGAGUGAUAACGACGGAACGUCUCGGACGAGCAUAUAUUCAUCUCGCAUUCAGCAAUUACGAGACGAGGGCAGGAACCUGAAGUCCAAACUCGAUAUGAUUACUGAAGAGAUCUUUAACAAGAGCAAGGAGCUCACUGUCCAGAGAUUUGCAGACGAGUCCUUCUUCAGCAAGAAUGACCCAACCCUAUGCAUUGCCGGCCUUGACUCUGGGUGGCCAGUGAACUACAUGGAGAAUGUACCGACUCGGCUGACAAGCUCCUUCGGUGCACCCCAGAACCCGGCACUAGCAGGCAUGGUUCAGCCCACAUUGGACCUCAUCGAAAGGAUGCCACUUGCGUCAGAUCUUACCAGCACAAUUGGAAAGGUGUUGCGAGAAGCCUCCGGCGGCUUGCCAGCAGAUGUUUUGGGCCAUUUGGCUUGGUCUCAAGAGCAGCCGUUCCGGCCACAAUUCAUCGAAUGGGAGGGCGUGUACUAUCACGUUGGAGACUUUGACAGUCAAUGGGAUAUCGGUUUGGACUACACGGGGACCAGCGAAAGCAACCACGAACAACUGCGUUACAUUAAUCCGAGCCCUCUUUACGAUCCGGCCAACCCAACCAAUGCAACGGAUCCUCAGCAAGACAGCCGGCACCUGUGGGGCCGCAUUCUCCUCUUGCCCCAGCCCUCGUUUGCACUGGCAGCCGUUGUGAACCAAGUACUCAGUACAGCAACAGACGAUCAACUCCCGGCCGAGUUGAAGGAUCCCGAUCCGAAGAAGGCGAAAGCGCUCAAGGAUGCGUUUGUGGCCGCCUGCGGGAAGCUCAGGUUCGUCAGCGGCCAAUUGACUGGCGUGAGCGACGCAUUACUCACCCUUGCAAACGGCCAGCAUAUGAAACCAAAUCUGCGUAGCAUCGGGCAGCUUCCGGUUCCGAUGAAAGCUGCUGUUGACUUUGGACAAAGAUACCUCGGGAUGACGGAGGAGGACUUUGUUUUCAUGGACUCGCAGACUGCAAAAACUCCCUAUGGCACGCUCACAGACUUUGGAGCUGAUCCCAAGUAUGAGGUGUUCAAGCCCGUACAGCAUGGCCAGUUUGUCAUCACAAACAUCACCAUCGUUGACAAGUUCGGCCAAGCAAUCGCCGCUCCUCCGCCAGCGAGGACACCGUACGAUGCGCCGGUAUUUCAUGAGGCGAUCCACCCAUGCCUAUCCGAUCGGCUUCUCCCAACUGUCAUGCCUGACAAGACCCUCAAUGUUGUCUUUAGCCCGCAACAAGUGCAGCCGGACGCUCCGACCCACUCUGGGUACCCAAUGAGCCCUUUCAUCCAGCUAACUCCCUCUAUCAAUCAAGACUGUCGAGCAAAUGCUUGCUUUGUUCAAAAGAAUGGUGACGGCAAUGGAAAGUUCCUUAAGUGGAGCCCUUCGAAUACCUGGGAAAAUCCCAUCUUUGGCUGGGUCAUUGUAAACUAUGCCGAUUCAGCUUUGCAGUUCUUUACCGCAGCGGGCCUAUUCUACACCUCUGUGCGCUUUGGAGGCCCGUUCGGUCUAAUUCAAAGUCAGAAAUGGCUUCCUUUCGAUGAACCGCCUAGUGCGACCGCCUCGGUGUCAGAUCAGUUGCGCGACCUUGUCGCAAAGCUGGUUGACGGAACGCCAAUGCAGGAUUCGAUCGGAAAGCCGACCACCACAGGCAUACAAUACACGCUUGCGCUGUGGAACACGAUAGAAACGGCGAUUCAAAGCAUGCCACAGACGCCGACGUCGUAUGCAUCAACCGCAAACGCUAUUGUCGGCAAACCUUUGGCUCUUGUGAACGUUGGGUGGAGUCUUGAGCUGGCGCAGCCGCCUCUAUGGCCACAGUAUACUCCCCAUGAGCCGCCAGACCUUGCGACGCUGAGGCAGAAGGCUGCGGAUGAGAUGGGCAAAUACAGAUUCAAGGUGAAAAUCGGUGAUCGAGAUCGUCCCUUCGAUGGUGUCGUAGUGUAUUGGGACAGUCAGAACCAAGAGGCUCUGGACAAUAGGCACGGUCCGGGCUCGACCGUCUUCGACACUUUCUACUGCUUUCCCAGACCCAGCACGCCUCCAGAGCCAGCAGAUACCCCAGGGUACCCUCGAACGUUCAUUGAUCCCGACAAUUUUCCAAAGCUGCAGCCCUAUUUCCUUGAUCCCGACGCAGCGGUUGCCGAUUCUACCGACUUUCUCACCGCGCACGCCUCGCAUCUCAUGAUCAAGACCCUACUGAUCGACCCGUAUGCACCAAUCCAUCUCUACAGCGGCAUCCUGCCCAUCAAACGACUUCAAUUGCCAGGAUGGGUACUCUCUGAGCCCACGAAGAACAUGACCGCUUUCUUCUCCAUGGGUCCCUUGCUUAUGACAAAGGAUGUACCGAAGAAGUGGAACCAGGCCAAGAAAGCAACGCCGACUUCAUGGUUAUCGUCGCAAGGGACCGAUAUCAAGGACGCGGGCAAGCCGGACAUACAGCUUACUGUGGCCGGCACUAAAGGACAAUGGAGAUGGCUGCAACCAUACUCCAGAUUCACGGAUGAUGGCAAGCCAACAACUGAGUACAUGACUCUGACGGUGGGACAGGAGGAUGGUGCCACUAGGAGUGAUCCAGCACCGUACACUUUUGUCGAAGGCUUCCUGCAGUUGGCCGCUCCCCUUCUCCCGCCAGCUCACGUUGACUGA
Messenger RNA from Baudoinia panamericana UAMH 10762, 4233 nucleotides. RefSeq lists its product as uncharacterized. The transcript has 5 exons. The coding region runs from base 1 to 4233 and encodes 1410 amino acids. NCBI's taxonomy places the organism in Eukaryota, Fungi, Ascomycota, Dothideomycetes, Mycosphaerellales, Teratosphaeriaceae. The record is from RefSeq and is a predicted model, not a curated record.